Molecule: messenger RNA, 1437 nt
Organism: Camelina sativa (false flax)
Lineage: Eukaryota; Viridiplantae; Streptophyta; Magnoliopsida; Brassicales; Brassicaceae
Biological process (GO): spliceosomal snRNP assembly
Cellular component (GO): SMN complex
Molecular function (GO): RNA binding; protein binding
Source: RefSeq, a predicted model, not a curated record
UCGUCGUCUCCGCGAAUUCUUCUCUGCGUAAGGCCAAAGAGAACAAAAAAAAAAAAAAAAGAAAAGUUUCUCCUUUUAUCAUUCCUUCUUCUCUCACUUUUCUCUUUCCGAGUUCUUUUUUUUUUUUUUCUUUUGAUAACUGCGAUCCUCUUCAAGAGGGUUAAUCUGGCAUAUCAUAGUCAUACAUUUUGUACCGAUCAAUCCACUCAUAUAACACAAUCUUGUCGCGUAUCGAAAACGAUUUCAUAAUAAUCUGUGAAUAUACAAAGAGAAGAUGGGUGUUCCGUUAGUGUGCCACGGGCAUUCUCGUCCCGUCGUCGAUGUGGCUUAUAGUCCGGUGACUCCAGAUGGGUUCUUUCUCAUUACCGCCAGCAAAGAUUCGAACCCGAUGUUGAGGAAUGGGGAGACUGGUGACUGGAUUGGGACUUUUGAAGGACAUAAGGGUGCAGUUUGGAGUUGCAGCCUUGAUAAGAAUGCUAUGCGUGCUGCCUCAGCUUCUGCAGAUUUCACUGCGAAGAUAUGGAAUGCAUUAACAGGAGAUGUAUUACACUCCUUUGAACACAAGCACAUUGUCCGUGCAUGUGCCUUCUCAGAGGACACUCACCUGUUACUCACUGGUGGAAUGGAGAAAAUUGUUCGGAUAUUCGAUUUGAAUAGGCCAGACGCACCGCCAAAAGAAAUUGGAAAUUCCCCUGGUUUAAUCAGAACCGUUGAAUGGCUUCAUAGUGAUAAUACUAUCUUAAGCUCUUGCACAGAUACCGGUGACAUUAGGUUAUGGGACAUAAGAAGUGAUAAGAUUGUUCAAACAUUAGAAACAAAGUUCCCGGUUACUAGUGCUGAAGUAAGUCAGGAUGGGCGAUAUAUAACUACUGCUGAUGGAUCUAGCGUUAAAUUUUGGGAUGCCAAUAAUUUUGGAUUGCUGAAGAGCUAUGACAUGCCUUGCAACGUUGAAUCGGCAUCCUUGGAACCAAAACACGGAAACACUUUCAUUGCUGGAGGAGAAGAUAUGUGGGUGCAUAGGUUUGAUUUUCAGACUGGAGAAGAGAUUGGGUGUAACAAGGGUCACCACGGACCAGUCCACUGCGUGAGGUAUGCGCCAGGAGGGGAGUCAUACACGUCAGGUUCAGAAGAUGGGACGGUCAGAAUAUGGGUGGUGGGUUCGGUGAACCAUGAGGAGAGCAAUCUGAGUGGUCACGUGAAGCUUGUGGCAGAGGAGGUUGUGCGUAAAGCUGAAAGCCUGCGUAUCAGUGAGAAAACCGUAGAAGCGAAAUGAAAACAUCGUUAGCUAAUCCCACAUAGAUUCAUUAGUUGGUUUUGAAUGACUAAAAGAUUGUGACUGAUGGUUUUGCCUUAUAAAAAAGUAUGUAAGACACAGAAUAAAACGAACAUAAUCUUCAACUCUAUUUGAAUGGAUCUAAUCGAAAUUUUGGCAAGAAA